AUGCCGAACACCAAGAAGGUAUCUGAUGGCGAGACUCUCGAGCAACGCCUGAGCCAUUACCUUCGAGCGAAGCAGAACCGCACACAACACCUGUUGGCAGAUGACCAGCGUAUACGAGACAGAAUCAACGAUAUUCAGGCCGAGAAGAUGUUACUCGAGGAUGAAUGUAUGCUGCUCGAGGAUCGGCUUGAAAGUAAUCUGUAUCAACGUCUCGAAGAUCGCGAGGGAGAGCCACUUCUGCAGGAGCUGAUGGCAGUGGAGCAAAGCAAAUGUCGUCCGGUAUGCGAAGCUAUGCAGCUGAAACUACCACGCGAAAUUCGCGACAUGAUCUAUGAGCAAGUUGUGGGCCCCCCAGCCUGGCACAACGGCCAACAUACUGUACCUGUGGUAGCAUCGAAGGAUCUCGGUGUCUCGGACGCAUUCAAGCUUGUCAGCAACAGCAUCGGUCUGUUGGCCAGCGGCGGAUAUGACCAUUUUGGCGAGGCCACACGGCAAGAGUUGGCGGAGUACUGGUACACAAGGAGUACAUUCGACUUCGGCACAGACUUGCAUCUCAUCAAACCCUUCCUCAACGGUGUUGCUGUCGGUACUAGUUGCAAAGCUCUUGAGAUAGUCCGCCAGCUGGAGACUACAAUCGACUGCAACGACGAGUUCGAGCCGGAAACCGAGCGACUUCUGACCCGUGAUCUGGCGGAUCUUACACUACGGAUCCAGCCAGCACGGUUACGAAUUUACCUACGCGACAUCCAGGGCGUUGUGCGCUAUAAUGACGACCGGCUCCUGAUCUUACUACACAAUGUCAGGCAACUUCUUCCGGACCUUCCUGGUUGGACGAUCGAAUUCGUUGUGCACAUGGUCACGAAUGACUGUCGAUUAUCGCGAGGAUGGCAAGGAUAUGCAUUCGAAGAUAUCAUACCAGGGCAUCACGUCAACCUGAUGAUACCUGGGAAUACAGCUAUGUCACUCGAUGAGUGGUCGGACAAGUUCAGACGACUUCGGAAAGAGCUUGAACAGUACUACGACGAUACACUGCACGAAGCAGACGACGAAGACGAAGAAGACGAUGAGGAAUCGGAAGAAGACGGUACUGAUGACGAGCGCGAUGAAUACCUGCCUCUUGAUAGAGAUGAGCUUCAUGAAAUCGAGAAAGAGUUGGGCGGGUGUCAGGAGGAUACGAUUAUAUGGCGGGCCAUGGGUGCCCGAUGA
Molecule: messenger RNA, 1206 nt
Organism: Alternaria triticimaculans
Lineage: Eukaryota; Fungi; Ascomycota; Dothideomycetes; Pleosporales; Pleosporaceae
Exons: 3
Coding region: 1-1206 (401 amino acids)
Source: RefSeq, a predicted model, not a curated record